Protopolystoma xenopodis is the source of this 285-nucleotide messenger RNA. Lineage: Eukaryota; Metazoa; Platyhelminthes; Monogenea; Polystomatidea; Polystomatidae. The record is from the annotation of a GenBank genome assembly.
AUGUACACAAACAUCUCAGGCGAGAAGGCGGUAAGCGCCUUGCUGGAGAAAUUGGAGCGAUUAGAGGACAUGCUGCGGGCAGAACGGAUACGGAAAGAAUGGUUAAUACUAUUGAUCAACCUGACAGUAAGGACCACAUAUUUUACAUUUAACGGCAGUAUCUACGAGCAAAUAUUUGGACCACUGAUGGGAUCAGCACUGUCACCUCGUUUGGCAAAUGUGUACAUCGACAAGUUGGAAAGGGAACUCGAGGAGUCACCAGUGCAACCAAGAGAGCUCAUGCGA